This is a messenger RNA of Carassius auratus (goldfish), 1743 nucleotides long. RefSeq names its product 2-phosphoxylose phosphatase 1. The transcript is spliced from 6 exons. Gene Ontology annotation, cellular component: Golgi apparatus. Lineage: Eukaryota; Metazoa; Chordata; Actinopteri; Cypriniformes; Cyprinidae. The record is from RefSeq and is a predicted model, not a curated record. Gene Ontology annotation, molecular function: phosphatase activity. The coding region runs from base 148 to 1677 and encodes 509 amino acids. Gene Ontology annotation, biological process: chondroitin sulfate proteoglycan biosynthetic process; glycosaminoglycan biosynthetic process; dephosphorylation.
GUUAGAGGCUCGCAACAGGGCUGAUCGGUCAUUCUUCACCGCUCGGAUCGAUCUGAACGGAAUAUCUCGGCUCUGUUCGGUCAGGUGACUAUAAGUGUGCUGUGCAUGUAUGGCUGAUGGACAGGCGUCUGAACCAGUCACAGGACAAUGCUGGCACGAAGCCGUUUCAUGCUGGUGCUGAUGGUGGGUGCCCUGCUGGCGGUGCUGAGUUUCAGCCUGCAGUAUUUGCACCUCAUUCCAACCAAUCCGGUGGCAGAGCAAAGGUCACUUGGUAAAAGCAGAAAGCGUGUGAAUCCGGUCCUCCACACGGAUGCUCCCGCUCCAGACCCCAUCCGAGACACUCACAAGUACUGCAAUUACCCCAACCUCACCGAGCACGGCUGGGAGGGUCACAGUCCGGCUGACUACAGGCUGCUGUCGGUGCAUGUGAUGAUUCGGCAUGGUGACCGUUUCCCUCUGUACUCCAUCCCCAAAACCAAGAAACCCGCCAUAGACUGUUUACUAUCGGAAAAGAGAAAUCCCUCUCACCCCCUCUUGGCCUCCUUCAUUAGUCACAUGGCUCUCAGUGGGCGUGGUCACUGGGACACAUCACUGGUAUCUCUGCCCAGAUUACCCAAUCACAGCACCUGUGAAAUGGGAGAGCUCACACAAACAGGAGUCGUACAGCACUUGAAAAAUGGCGAUCAUCUUCGCCAGGCUUACAUCAAGCGUCACAAUCUACUCACUGCUGAUUGGUCGCCACAGCAGUUGUGGGUGGAAACUACAGGUAAGAGCCGCACCCUUCAGAGUGGAUUGGCCUUCCUCUUUGGGUUCCUGCCUCAUUUCGAUUGGUCACGGCUGACGGUAAGACAGCAGUGGAGUACGCUGUUCUGCGGUUCCUCGUGCGACUGUCCCGCACGCAACCGGUACCUGGAGCAGGAGCAGCGCAGGCAGUAUCGGCAGAGGACUGCAGACACCGAACUGGAACACACAUAUGUCACAAUGGCGAAGACGUUGGGUGUGGCCACAAAGACUCUAAGGGCGGCCAAUCCGGUGGAUGCAUUGUUGUGUCACUUUUGUCAUGGUCUUUCUUUUCCAUGCUCUAGCACACAAACUACAUCAAACGCUCCAGAUGAGGAUGCGUGUCUUAAAAUACAGCACUUUGCUGUGAUUCGACGGCAGCAGAAAAAUGAUGAACUUGAGCGGCUGGAGGCGGGGAUUUACCGCCAGUAUGCUGUUCUCGCGGCACAUCCGUACCUAAACCGCACUGCAACACGGAUGGAGAGGAUUGCCAGGGGAAGCCAAACGCGCAAAGGCAAGGAAGAGGCGGUCUUCGCUUUAGCAUCUGCUCAUGACGUAUCAAUGGCACCGCUGCUAAGCGCGCUUGGUCUGGAAGGGGCGGGGUUUCCAAAGUUUGCAGCGCGGCUGGCGUUUGAGCUGUGGAAGAGCCCGGAAGUGAAAGACAAAGACAGAAAGAGUGAUAGAAAAGAAGGAAAGUGGUUGGAAAAUAUGUUCAUUCGUGUUCUCUAUAACGGAGAGGACUUGACCUUUGAAACAGCUUUCUGCCGUGACCACAAUCGACACUCGGCUCAGCCGCUGUGCCCUCUGGGUAAUUUCCUGUCUUUUGUGAGAAAGGAUAUGUUUAAUAUUGUCAAUGCGACGAGUUACCAGCAGGCCUGCCACCAAACUGUACUGUAAAUGUGAACGACUGACAGAGAGCAAACAUGAAGCAAGAAUGAGGAACAAGUAUAGUUUACCCAAAUA